ACCGGAGCGUGUGCGGCGGCGGCAACAGUAGUAGGAGCCGCCACCUCUAGGACCACCGCAGCUGAGACGGCAGCAGCGCGGGCGGGGGCGAGAGGCGGGAGUGGCCAGCUCAGGCGGCUGGGGUCUGGGAAGGACUAAGUCGCUCGCCGCUGCCUGGAGCGCAGUCGCAGCUCCUGGAAGUGUUGCCCCUUCGCGGUUCCUCGCUCGCUGCGCUCCUAGAAGGGGCGGCCGUCUCCAGGUGACACAGACGGGACUCCCGCUUGCGCUUUCCAGAUGCAUCAGAGAUACUUUUGGACCGACCAGGGCCAAGUGGCAUUCGGCGGGCACUUCAUGGCGGAAGGCGAGGGGUACUUUGCCAUGGUCGAGGACGAGCUGGCCGGCGGCCCCUACAUCCCCCUGGGCGGCGACUUUAGCGGCGGCGAAGUCGUCGUCAGCGGCGGUUUCGGCGGGCAUUGCUUGGACUAUUGCGAAAGCUCCACGGCGCACUGCAACGUGCUGAACUGGGAGCAAGUGCAGCGGCUGGACGGCAUCCUGAGCGAGAUCAUCCCGAUCCACGGGCGCGGCAACUUCCCCACGCUCGAGCUGCAGCCGAGCCUGAUCGUGAAGGUGGUGCGGCGACGGCUGGCGGAGAAGUGCAUCGGCGUCCGCGACGUGCGCCUCAACGGCUCGGCCGCCAGCCAUGUCCUGCACCAGGACAGCGGCCUGGGCUACAAGGACCUGGACCUCAUCUUCUGCGCCGACCUGCGCGGGGAAGAGGAGUUUCAGACUGUGAAGGACGUCGUGCUGGACUGCCUGUUGGACUUCUUACCCGAAGGGGUGAACAAAGAGAAGAUCACACCACUCACGCUCAAGGAAGCUUAUGUGCAGAAAAUGGUUAAAGUGUGCAAUGACUCUGACCGCUGGAGUCUUAUAUCCCUGUCAAACAACAGUGGCAAAAAUGUGGAACUGAAAUUUGUGGAUUCCCUCCGGAGGCAGUUUGAAUUUAGUGUAGAUUCUUUUCAAAUCAAAUUAGACUCUCUUCUCCUCUUUUACGAAUGUUCAGAGAACCCAAUGACUGAAACAUUUCACCCCACGAUAAUCGGUGAGAGCGUCUAUGGUGAUUUCCACGAAGCCUUUGAUCACCUUUGUAACAAGAUCAUUGCCACCAGGAACCCAGAGGAAAUCAGAGGGGGAGGCUUGCUUAAGUACUGCAACCUCUUAGUGAGGGGCUUUAGGCCUGCCUCUGAUGAGAUCAAGACCCUUCAGAGGUAUAUGUGUUCCAGGUUUUUCAUCGACUUCUCAGACAUUGGAGAACAGCAGAGAAAACUGGAGUCCUAUUUACAGAACCACUUCGUGGGGUUGGAAGACCGCAAGUAUGACUAUCUCAUGACCCUUCAUGGAGUGGUAAAUGAGAGUACAGUGUGCCUGAUGGGACAUGAAAGAAGACAGACUUUAAACCUUAUCACAAUGCUGGCUAUCCGGGUGCUAGCUGACCAAAAUGUCAUCCCUAAUGUGGCCAAUGUCACUUGCUAUUACCAACCGGCCCCCUAUGUAGCAGAUGCCAACUUUAGCAAUUACUACAUUGCACAAGUCCAGCCAGUAUUCACAUGCCAGCAACAGACAUACUCCACUUGGCUACCCUGCAAUUAAGAAUUAUUUUAAAAUGUCCUGUGGGGAAGCCAUUUCAGACAAGAAAGGGGGGGAGGGAAGGCUGAAUGACCCAGCCCUGAUUAGGGACGUGUUUUGUGCAAUGAUGAUCUGCUCCUGGUUUUAAGCUUGGCAAAGCUUGUGGAUCCUUUCAUAGGUAUGGGAGCGUGAUCUCCAAAUGAUCCCCACCCACCAGCAACCUACCCACCCGGUCCUCCUAUCCAAUUGGAUUCUAUCCUGAAACAAAAGAGACCUGUCAUUCAAAGCAAACAGGUUCUCCUAAAAUAACAUGGGAAAAAAAUGCUUGAUGACAAUAUGGGUUUGCAGUACCUUGCUCCCAUAGCUUUGCCGUAAGAAAGAAAAGUGAAGUUUCUCAUAAGAUGGAAUUCACAAAAGGGAAAAUAGAAAGGAUAAAAGGUUUCCCCUCAACUUAAUUAUCAAAUCAGAAAUUCAUAUAGUAACAACACAAGAAGAAGGGGAACUCCGACAUUGGGUUUACUACCUGAGGCUUGUAGCAAGUACUUUCUGUUAAAUUAUUCUAUUGUGCUAACAGAAACGGCUUGCUCUAAAUGAACAGUAGUAGGUUGGUGCAGUUUUCAUAACAAACAGCAGAACUAUGAUGACACAAUCCAUUAUUUCCAGCUGCAUGCAUAGCUCGCAUUUUUAAAAUGUGAAAAUGCAAGCAAAAACAGCUGUAGCAAAGAAAGUAAUGCUCAAGGACCAAAGAUUUAACAGAUAAAAAUACCCAAGUAGAAGAGAUAUAGUAGAAUAUAUAAAGAGUUACUAUAUUUGUUACACGCCAAUAUACAUCAAAGUGCCUGUUGCCUUUUGAAAAUUUGGAGUGGAAAACUUUUAAGGUUUAAUGAUUAUUUUAUUUUAUCAGGGACUAAAGAAGAAAAUAAAACAACACAUAAGCUUGUGAAUGGUGGAGGAAAUGCCCUAUUUUUUCUUGGCAAAUACUUGUAUAAAGUUAACAUUGUUGGUGUGACAUUAUCAUAGAUACAUAUGUAUGUGUAUGUAUAUUAUGUGUGUAUAUAUUCAUAUUUGUGACGAAUAUAUACACACAAAACAUUGACUAUGGUCUAGAAUAAUGUAGCAAAUAGGAAAUGUUUAAAUACUGUGUUUUUAUGUUUUCAACAGGAUGACCUGAGAUGUGGGCAUAUUGCAUUGAUGAAUUAAAACCCACAUCUAAAAAUAUUAAAGCAAAUGAAGGAGGAAAACAAGUAAUAUAUUUGAUAGGAAGAGCAGAAAUUAUACAUUUUUAGUGAGUGUUUUUCCUUUUUAUGUGAGCCAUAGAAUUCCACAAAUGGGAGAAUAUUUGUUUGGCAGAGCACUCUUUUUUUUAUACUGAAGUGCCAUUUUGACAGUUUGAACCCUUUUAUUUUUUUGUAAUACUUGCAUGCUUCCAUGGUGUAUAAUCCAGUGGAUCAUUGAUCAGUGAUAGUCUAUUUAAAUCCCUGACUGCUAAAAAUAACUUCUGGUGAUCUGAACACUACUUAUUAAUAUUUAAAUAAAUUUUUUAAUGAAUGCAUUCUGCAUUACAGGACCACUAGAAUUUAGUAAAUGUGAAAUGACCCUUUUUAAAGAGUAUUUGCACAAUUGCCUAAAAUUUAUAUAUGAGAUAUAUAUUAUAUAUAAAAUUUUAUAAAUUCAUGCCAAUAUGAAACAUCUCUAAUCUGGUUGUCACACUGCAUUUAAAUAUUUAGUACUGUACUUUAAAUUCAAUCACUUUGCAUUGACUCAAAUCCAACUUUAUAUUCUCUUUCCCAGUUAUACCUUUGUGAAAUGAACUGGUAUUACUAUUUCAGUUCAAUGACAGCUAGUCCUGACACCAUCCCUUCUCCCAGCCCUUAAUUCCUUUGGACACUGGUCUCUGGAAAUCAAUUUGUUAAAAACAAAACUAACACAUAAAAACCUUCCCUUUGUAUUGUGAAAUAGCCACGUAAUCCUUAUCAACUCUGGAUGAAUGCUUACUAUGAUAAUUUCUCUGAAGAACCAACCAGUUUUUUAUGGCCAGUUAAAGAGGGAUUGGGGAAGAGAAUAGCAUCAUCCUAUUGGCAGUGUAAUUUGUUUGUUAUCUGGGCAUCACUCAGAUGCUCAGUGCUAAAUUAAUCCACCUGAACUACCUUUUGCACAUCUUUCUUUGAAGCCUUAACAGGAACUUGAUGGGUUUGCUGUAGCAGCUUCCCUGUGAAUUCUGUCCUAGCUGUAACAGCUACUGCACUGCCACUCACUGCUUCCUAGGGAACUCUUCCUUUUCCCAUGUUGGCUCAGUCUCCUUCACUCCAGCCCUGGGUUUGAAAAAUUAAUUGUGAAUUCCCAGGAAAUACUAGUCCAUUUGCAGAAUAAGCCUGAUACUUAACUAUCAGAAACCAGAGCUCCUCCUGUUUACCUGUUUGGAAGUUUUCUAAAAGAAAACUAAGGGAAUGCUCGGGAACAUCGGAGCAGCUGGUAAUCUGCCUUCAUCCUUCUCAUCCUCUCUUGACAAAUGAGUUGUCCACUAUUUUUAAAGGAAUCUGGAGGUCUCUGGCUCUGCCAUGGCAACAACCUGCUAUUAAUUUAUGACACAGAUUUUUGUUUGGAGCGGCCUUAUUUGAUAAUACACUUUUCAUUUGUUUUCUCAAAUAUUUAUGUUCUUGCUUAUUCCACGGUUGGUAGCAUAGUUGAAAGUGCCAGCACCCGGCAUUCAGAUAGAACAGGCUGUACUCAAGACAACCUUCGGCAUUUAUACUUUAAAACUUACAUAAUUUAUUUCUAUUUUGUAUGUACUAUAGUCUUGUGCAUAUGUAGUUGAACAAACAGUGGAAUAUAUGUCUUUCUUUGUGGAUGUGUGGCCUAAAAAUUUGAAUGUCUGGUGAAAGAGAUCCAUGUGUAUAGGUCAGAGAAAAGAACAGUUCUCAACUCCUGAUUAGUGCCUGUGAUUUGCUUGCUUUUGUGUUUAUCCAGCCUACUGUGCUAUUAUUUUAAAACAGGAAGAAGUUUUAUCUUCUAGAGAGGCUCUUUUCACCUGUCCAGUCUGGCAUGUCAGGACAUUUCACCCAUGACAAUGCCUAUUAAAAAGUUUACUUAGUUUGCAGUAAAUCUAGUUGCUUCAAGAAGUCCUACUUUGCUAGGACUUUUCCCUUCCAGGAAUGAGAUCAAGUAUCUGCUCACUUUGAUACUGGGUGGACUAUUUUAACAUGGUUCCAAAAAUAGGCAAGGAUGGAAGAAUAUCUGUAAGCCAAACCAAGGAGGAAAUGCAAAGAAAAGUGAACAUACUGUUUUGCCACCUCUGUUUGCUUAAUGUUGGUUGCUUUACUGUGCAUAAAGUUGUUUUCAAUGCAAUGCUUGUCAAAUAAAUAUUGUGAACUAUUUUGUAAAUGAAAUGUAUUAUGUUGAAAGCUGUCAGCAGUUCAAAAAUAAGCUUUUUUGUUGUUUGAAGACAAAGUGUAUUAGAUGAAACCAAAAAGUUAAAAAAAAAUAAUUUUAUAUAUAGUACCUAUUUGAAUAUAAUCUUUAAGAUUUCUUAUAGCAUAGCCUUUUCAGUGCUACGAAAGAAUCUCUAUGUAAUAUUUUGUUGUAAUAAUGGCUUGCAAACAAAGUACGUGGUAAAAGUACAAAGUUGGAAGAUGUCAAGAUAACUGGCAAGACUUGCUGCAAAAGUCUUGCGGAAUGGAGGAGGCUCUGCCCGCUGGCUGUCUCUCUCUCCAACCUCUCUCCAACCAUUGCCUGCUCUGAGACGUCCUGUUGCAGCAAGCUGCACCUUGGGUCACUCUUUUGGAAUAUUGACUUUAGACUGUGCCACAGGCAGAAAAGGAGUUGAUGGAGAAUGGACUCUUAAAAACUGACAUGUUUGAAUCAGUGCUAGAGGGAACAGAUCGUGAAUUUUGUUUACAGCAUCCAAUAUUUGGAUUUUUUUUUUUUGUAAAUAAAAAGAAGUUAUUUUUUUCUA
Messenger RNA from Rhinolophus ferrumequinum (greater horseshoe bat), 5557 nucleotides. RefSeq names its product terminal nucleotidyltransferase 5A (gene TENT5A). The record is from RefSeq and is a predicted model, not a curated record. Gene Ontology annotation, biological process: mRNA stabilization. The coding region runs from base 274 to 1629 and encodes 451 amino acids. The transcript is spliced from 3 exons. NCBI's taxonomy places the organism in Eukaryota, Metazoa, Chordata, Mammalia, Chiroptera, Rhinolophidae. Gene Ontology annotation, molecular function: RNA binding; poly(A) RNA polymerase activity.